Molecule: messenger RNA, 2702 nt
Organism: Amborella trichopoda
Lineage: Eukaryota; Viridiplantae; Streptophyta; Magnoliopsida; Amborellales; Amborellaceae
Product: putative metal-nicotianamine transporter YSL6
Cellular component (GO): vacuolar membrane
Molecular function (GO): oligopeptide transmembrane transporter activity
Source: RefSeq, a predicted model, not a curated record
UCGCUUUUCGUCGCAACUCUCUUCAACCGUCCUUCUGUAUUUGACGUUAUCUCGCUUCAGACUCUUUCUCUCUUCUUUUUUCUCCUUCAUCCCAAAUGUCUCUUCUUUUUCUCUAUCUUCAACGCCCAUUCUCAGAGGGCAGAAACUAGGUUUCUCUCUCUCAAUCAUCCAAAACCAGCUCAAAGUAGGCCCGGAUCCAAAGAUCCAAUUUUUUGGCCUCUCUCUCUCUCCUUUGAAAAUUCACCAGGAGAUAACUCAUAUAGGCCUCUCUCUCUAAACAACGCCACCCACCUCUGGUUUUUGGAGAUGGGUACUGAACAACCUGCACUAUUGGAGACCUCGGAGGCUUUGUUGGGCGGUUCUCAAAAGAUUGGAGAUGAAUUUGAGGUUGUUGAGAAGAUACCGCCAUGGAAAGAUCAGAUCACAUUCAGAGGCCUGUUUGUUAGUGCUAUUCUUGGAGGUCUCUUCUGUGUAAUUACUCAUAAGCUCAAUCUCACAGUCGGGGUAAUUCCCUCUCUUAAUGUCGCUGCUGGUUUGUUGGGUUUUUUCUUGAUCAAGACAUGGACUGGUUUUGUAUCCCAAUUAGGUAUUUGGACUACUCCUUUUACCAGACAAGAAAACACUGUUAUCCAGACCUGCGUUGUUGCCUGCUAUGGCCUCGCAUUCAGCGGAGGCUUUGGGUCAUAUUUGCUAGCCUUGGAUCAGAGGACAUAUGAACUUCUUGGAGCUGAUUAUCUGGGUAAUAGGCAAGAAGAUGUGAAAAAUCCAUCAUUGGGGUGGAUGAUUGGGUUCAUGUUUGUUGUUAGUUUUCUUGGCUUGUUCAGUCUUGUGGCACUCAGGAAGGUAAUGGUAAUUGACUACAAGCUCACAUAUCCUAGCGGUACAGCCACAGCUACGUUGAUAAAUAGCUUUCAUACAAGUUCUGGUGCUGAACUUGCAAGGAAUCAAGUUCGCUCCCUUGGCAAAUAUUUAAGCAUUAGCUUGUUCUGGAGUUUUUUUAAGUGGUUCUUCAGUGGUAUUGGAGACUCAUGUGGCUUUGAUAACUUUCCCAGUCUUGGGCUGGAAGCAUUAAAAAACACAUUUUAUUUUGACUUCAGCCCAACGUAUAUCGGGUGUGGUCUUAUCUGCCCACAUAUAGUCAAUUGUUCAGUGCUGUUCGGGGCAAUUGUAUCAUGGGGUUUUUUAUGGCCAUUUAUUUCACAACGUGCUGGUGAUUGGUAUCCAGCAAAUCUUGGUAACAAUGACUUUCAAGGUCUCUUUGGAUAUAAGGUCUUUAUAGCAAUCGCUCUUAUCGUUGGAGAUGGGCUUUACAACUUGAUCAAGAUUGUAGUUGUAACAGUCAGGGAAUUAUGUGCUCAACGCUCAAAGCAGAGCAAGAUUCCACUGAUCAACAAUUUUCGAGACAGUGAAGUUUCAAAAGUAAUUCUCGAGGAGAGAAGAAGGGAUGAAACAUUCCUCAGGGACAAAAUACCCUCAUGGAUUGCUGCCUCAGGAUACAUAGGCCUUGCUGCAAUAUCCAUGGCCGCUAUUCCCCGCAUAUUCCCCCCUCUCAAAUGGUAUCUGGUCCUCUUCUGUUAUAUUGCUGCCCCAUGCUUUGCCUUUUGCAACUCUUAUGGAUGUGGCCUGACUGACUGGAACCUUGCCUCCACUUAUGGAAAUCUUGGUCUAUUCAUAUUUGCCUCUUGGGUAGGCCCAAAUGGUGGGGUCCUUGCCGGCUUAGCUGCAUGUGGGGUCAUGAUGUCUAUUGUUUCCACAGCUGCUGACCUUAUGCAAGACUUCAAGACUGGUUAUCUCACAUAUUCGUCUCCUCGGUCUAUGUUUGUUAGCCAAUUGAUUGGAACCGCUAUGGGUUGUGUCUUGGCCCCUCUCUCCUUUUGGAUGUUUUGGAAUGCCUUUGAUAUAGGCUCUCCUGAUGGUCCAUACAAGGCUCCAUAUGCGGUUAUAUUUAGGGAGAUGGCUAUAUUGGGUGUUGAGGGCUUCUCUUCUUUGCCCAAGUAUUGCUUGGAGAUGUGCUGUGGAUUCUUUGCUGCAGCUUUGGUCAUUAACCUCUUGAGGGAUGUGUUGCCUAAAGGAGUGGCUAAUUAUAUCCCAAUUCCAAUGGUAAUGGGUAUACCCUUUUAUAUUGGGGCGUAUUUUGCAAUCGAUAUGUUUGUGGGGACGGUGAUUUUAUAUGUUUGGGAGAGGAUCAAUGAGGAGGAGGCAGAGGCAUAUGCAGGGGCAGUUGCAUCAGGUUUGAUAUGUGGAGACGGCAUUUGGUCCAUUCCUUCAGCCGUGCUUUCAAUUUUCAAGAUUAAUCCUCCUAUAUGUAUGUCCUUUGGGCCUUCUACAAGUAGCUGAAUGAAUGGUCAGAUGGGCUGCGCUCUGCAUGAUGAUUAGGAUUCGUCAUACAGGCAUUGUACAUAAUUAUGUAUGAUGCUUCUCUGGUUCUAUUAUCUUCAAGACAGAACUGCAGGUUGCUCUCUUUUCAUCCACAUAGUGUUCUAGUUUUUCAUGAGCAUAAUUUAUGUGGGAGCAUGCGUAAGCUUGGAUGCAUGUGCAUGAACAUGAACGUCAAUGUAAAUAAGUGUCAUGGAUGCAUUAACUUCCGCAACAGCCUAAGCUAAUCUACAUGCAUAUUUAGGCAGCUCAUGAGUGCUUCAUAUGCAUACAUCUAGUGAAUUUGUGCUUGCCUGGAUGUUUAAUACCAUGGUUAUCUUUAUCUA